CAUGCCCAUUCUUGGUACCCGGCUCCAGCCCCGCCCAAUGUGACAGAACGGAGCAGAAUCUAACGGAUCGGAGUUCAUGUGAUUGCCGUUGGCCCCGGUGGCAAUGAUGGUGGACAGAGGCGGAGGAGUUCUUGUCGGCAUGACUCACCCCGUCAAUUCGCUGAAUCUGUCCGGCAAUGGAGGGAGCACCUUGUCGGCACUCAGAGGAGGGAAUGAUGCUGGCGUGGCUGGCGCCGUGGCAGACACUGGAGGACCCAGCUCACUUCCUGUUCCUAUGAACCUCUUUGCAACCUGGGAGGUGGACAGAUGUUCCCCAAGUUGUGUUCCCAGACUCUGCAGUCUGACCCUGAAGAAGCUCCUGGUUCUCAAAGAACUGGAUCGUGACCUCAGCUCUGUCGUCAUCGCUGUGAAAUUACAGGGAUCCAAGCGAGUCCUGCGCUCCAACGAGUAUGUGCUGCCCCCUUGUGGUGUGAUGGAGACAGAGCUGGAGCUGAGCUUCUCCCUGCAGUACCCGCACUUCUUAAAGCGAGAUGCCAACAAGCUGCAGAUCAUGUUACAGAGGAGGAAGCGAUACAAGAACCGCACCAUCCUGGGGUACAAGUCUCUGGCUAUUGGAGUUAUAAACAUGGCUGAGGUGAUGCAGCACCCAACGGAGGGUAUGAGAGUCUUGGAUCUUCACAGCAGCAGGAAGGAGCCCACUGUCCGCGUGGCUGAGAUCAGCAUCCUGUCCCUGUCCAGUCAGCCCAUCGACCACGAGGAGGUGAACGUGCCGGCGCGGCCGAAGAUCAAGGGCCUGGAUAUGGACCGUUACUGGGAGGAAGAGGAGUACGAGGACAGCUACUCCUCAGAGCCAGAGGGAAGUGACGAGUGCCAGGGUCAGGACGUGGACGACGAGGAGGAUGAGAUCAGGAAACCAAAGAAGCUCGGCAGGAAGUUAAUGCGCAGCACGUCUCUUAACCGGCAGCCAAAUUUCAAGCAGAAGUUUGUAUCGUUACUGAAGAGGUUCAAGGUGAAUGACGACCCUCUUGACACGGAGCACACAUGUCGGGAGCCGGAUGAGGAGGAGGAGCUGGGGCUAUUGUACGACAGUCUGGACGAGUGCAACAACAGCGAGAGCGGCUUCGACAUUGAGGACAACGACAGUGUCAUGAGCACCCCGAAACCCACAUUAAGACGAUAUUUCGAGGGGAUUUCGAACUCUGGAUCCCAGACAGAGAUCGGCAGCAUUAACAGCCAGAAAGGGACCGACAAGACCUUCAGUGCAGAUGCUGACGGUUUGCGAGUUCCAGGAACAUCUCGAUCUGAGGACGUUGACACCCGUCCUGCGAUGGAAGGCAGUGAUUCUGCCCCAGGGGGGGUCCUGGCUACCGAUCUCACCACCUGGGACGGCGCAGAAAGGGUGCCACACCUGGGCAUGCUUGGCAGGGCCGAGUCACAGAUCAUCAUGUCUCCCAGACAGGAAAACAAAUUAACCCGCGGCCCUCGCAGCAUCUCUAUGAAGGAUCGGCAGAGCUCCCGGGCCCAGAGUGACCGAGGAAGCAGCUUGGAAGGGGAGAGCUCCCCGGACUCUCGGCUCUGCAGCCAGGUGCCACGGAAGUCGGUGUUUGAUGAACUGAACGAGAUCCUGGGAUCUGAACAGCAUCUUCCAGACAGCAUCGUCCUGCUCAGCACCUCCGAGUGGCAGGGGCAGUAUCUCAACGAGCAGCUGAAGGGGAAGCUCAUGACGGUGUCCACGUGUUCCUCGGCAGACGUUCAGGCUGCCUUCAGCGGCAUCAUUACUCGCAUUCAGAGAUACUGUAACUGUAACUCUCUGAUGCCGCCCCCGGUGAGGGUCCUGAUUGCCGGGGAUCAGAGUUAUCUCAGCGUCAUCCUCAGGUUCUUUGUGGAACAACUGGCCGGGAAAACGCCGGACUGGCUCAGCUACCUGCGCUUCCUCAUUCUGCCACUAGGCCCUCACCCUGUGGCAAAGUACCUGGCCUCCAUCGAUAGUAAAUACAGCUCCCUUUUCAUGGAUUUAGCGUGGAGGGACGUGUUUUGCCAAGCGGAGCCUCCCGCGUCAGACCGUCUGGAUGUGGCGGGACGAGUGUCGCAGUAUCUGACCGGGGCGUCCGUCACGCACCAGCUCUCUAUUUCUGAAGCAAUGCUGACUUACCGGCAGCGGAGGAAGAGAAGUCUUUACUUUGAUUUUUAUACCAGGUACUGUUGCCCCUCGUACCCUCUAAUACUCUCCGUCUUCUACUGCUCAUCACCCUCUACCCUACUAAUGUUGCCUGAAUCGCUCAUCCAUCUCCAGAAAGCCCUGUGUCCCCUGCUGCUUGCCAGGCUUUGGUCCUGCUUGUGCCGGUCUGCACUUGCCUUUCCCCCAGCAUCUCUUGCCUUCCUGCCCCACUGCUCACGUCUCUCUCUGUCCUCCCAUUUGAGUCAUUACUGUCGUCCCCUCACAUCCGACUGUGUUUCAGGCUCAUUGCCAUCUGGCUCCACAUUGAUCUGUUGACUGUGUGAGUGGCCGCUCUGUUUGACGAGUGACUCCCUGGCUGUCUUUAGACUGUAAGAUCUCCCUGAGUCCGUAUGAUACGGGCUCUGCUCGGUCAUUGUCCGUGAAAACCGUGCACUCACUGUGAUCGAGGCUUAUUGUGAGUAAUCAAGGCUUGUGAUUGUGACUUUGUGCUCUAAUUAAUGAAAGUCGGAUCCUGUGUGCAGCGGGCAGAGAGCGCUAAUAACAUUCCAGCUGUCACUUUGCUGCGUGACUUCUGUGUAUCACUGCUCCAUUCUGACUGUACCGUUCAUGUGAGCGCCUGUUACGGCUGUACAGUUUAUGUACAGCGGCUAUACUGACUCCGUUCAGUCUGUCCAUGUUCUGUCUGUAUGUGGAGUGGGUAUACUCUGAUAAGUCUGUCAUGUGCCACUAAUCUACCACUAUAGUGAGAGGGUGGUAGAUAAGUGGAACAGCCUCCCAGCAGAGGUGGUAGAGGGUAAUACAGUGAGGUUAUUAAACAUGCAUGGGAUAGACAUACGGCUCCUGAAUCUAA
Messenger RNA from Spea bombifrons (plains spadefoot toad), 3029 nucleotides. RefSeq names its product phosphofurin acidic cluster sorting protein 2-like. Gene Ontology annotation, molecular function: transmembrane transporter binding. The coding region runs from base 104 to 2494 and encodes 796 amino acids. Lineage: Eukaryota; Metazoa; Chordata; Amphibia; Anura; Pelobatidae. Gene Ontology annotation, biological process: protein localization to plasma membrane. The transcript has 20 exons. The record is from RefSeq and is a predicted model, not a curated record.